Messenger RNA from Rodentolepis nana, 669 nucleotides. The record is from the annotation of a GenBank genome assembly. NCBI's taxonomy places the organism in Eukaryota, Metazoa, Platyhelminthes, Cestoda, Cyclophyllidea, Hymenolepididae.
AUGAAUUUCUGGUUUCCCGCUGUGGUAAUUUUGGCCGGGAUUGUGGCCUACCUUUGUGUGACCCCAGGCCCGAGGAUUUUUGAGCAGGAGAUGGUACUUAAUCAACAAGCUAUGCGAUGUUUCCGAUUUGUCACGGAUUUCAAUCGGUAUCCCUCAUGGUUGGACUCUGUUAAAUCUGUGACUUCGGAUGUUGAUCCCUCGAGUGCAAUGGUUGGAACGGAAUUCGAACUCCUUUUCUCGAAAAAUUAUGUCGAAAACAACAAAAUGAAGGCUGAAGUCCUCGAGAUUGUUGAAGGUAUGCGAUUUUCGAUUGGAUUGAAUGAUCUCAUGCAGUCGGUGAUGAAUUUCACCGUUAAGAGCUUGCCCAAGGGGUCCUGCAAGAUUACUGUCACAAUGUCCUCUAGGAAAAACAAUUUCCUCUCAAAUUCUUUCCACACAAUGAAGGCCUUAAUCAGGAGAGAAUUCCAGACCUCAAGGUACAACGAAAUUAAAGCUCGAACAAAGGAGAAACAGUGGACAGUGGCAAUCUCCGACAUACCCGACUGGCCAAGAAUUGAAGCCGUUGAAUUUCAUAAUCCCGGCUGUUCGAAUGUCCUUCUACAACUGGAUGCUAAAAUCUCUGCUCAAGAUGAAAGUGAUUAUACACUGAAGUUCUGUCGAACCAAGUAA